AUGAAGUUGGUCUUGUUGUACAAGAAAGAGGCUGUUCUAGAACUCUUGAGGAAUCGCUUGCGCGGACCUGAGAUAUUUUUAGCUACUGAAGAAGAAGUGAACAAUCUUUUGGCUUCCAUCUUAGAGCUUUCAGAAAAUCUGCGGGAGGAGCUGAAUGAAUUAACAGGUGAACAGGACAUGCGUGGUGUGAUGAAUGAUGAAGAAUCAAAACUUCUUUUGCUCCUCUGGAGCGCCAAAGCAGACCUGUUUGUACAGGCAGUACACAUCCAAGCCAAAAAGCGCCCUCUUCUUGAAUCAAAAUCGAUCGGUGCACGUUUGGGUACAAAGCUCAAGGAGAAAAUAUACAAAGCCCUACAGGCGCGCCGACCAGCGGUCAAGAAGUACAUUGAUGCCUUCAAUCGAUGCUUUGCCAAUUAUGUCACAAAGUUCCCCGAUCAGAAACUGAGUGAUGCAGCUGACUAUCCCCUGACGUGUGACAAUUUUGUUACCUUCGAGAUCGAUCAUCGGUUUUGGAAUGAUGGUCUAUACUACCAUUCCAAAGCUCCUUGGGCAAUUGAUUGCGAUGUUCGUGCGGGGAUUACUGCAACAUUAACUCUCAGCCGGGUGCAAGAGGAAUUGCAGCUUCUCGCCCAAGAAUUGUGCCGGGCUGUGGGAUGGGGAGUGGCUCACUACAAUCGACUGGAAAAAUCAGUAGCCUACCUUGCAGAUCGUAUUUCUCAAUUGGAUAUCUAUUUGGCAGACGGUGGCCAAGAGCUUUCCCCAGAUCACGUGGAUCAAUUGUCGUUUGGCGGUUUUUCGCAAAAAUACAAGUAUAUUGUAAUCAAGCAAGAGAUUAUGCGACGCUUGGAAGCUCAUGGUGCAUUAAUGCACCAGUGGUCGGAUAAGAUUCACUGGCUGUGGCAGCAAUGUCAACCUCUGGCCAACCGGGACUACAUAUCAGACUGGGAUCAAAUGAUUGACAAGGUAAAGGAUGGUAAUCCAUUAGCGGCUGAACUAUUUGGUGGUGUUGAUGAAGAAAUGGAGGAAACAAUCCUUGGUGUGGAACUGGACGAUGGUGAAGAUGCAGCGGACGGAGCCCUCAUAUCUGCCACCAAAGGGGAAACCGAAUGA
Molecule: messenger RNA, 1110 nt
Organism: Puccinia triticina
Lineage: Eukaryota; Fungi; Basidiomycota; Pucciniomycetes; Pucciniales; Pucciniaceae
Exons: 4
Coding region: 1-1110 (369 amino acids)
Source: RefSeq, a predicted model, not a curated record